AUGGCGGCGAACGGCGCGAGCGGCGGCGGCAGCCGCAAGGACCCGAUCCUGGACCUGGCCAAGUACAUCGACCAGGAGGUGCGCGUCAAGUUCCACGGCGGCCGCGAGGUCACGGGCACGCUCAAGGGCUACGACCAGCUGGUGAACCUCGUGCUGGACGACUGCGUCGAGUUCCUGCGCGACCCGAACGACGAGUACCGCAUCACGGACGACACGCGCAAGGUCGGCCUCGUGGUGUGCAGAGGCACGUCGGUCAUGCUCGUCUCCCCCGUGGACGGCACGGCCGAGAUUCCCAACCCGUUCCUGCAGCAGGAGGGGUAG
This is a messenger RNA of Phytophthora sojae, 321 nucleotides long. RefSeq lists its product as hypothetical. Gene Ontology annotation, biological process: mRNA splicing, via spliceosome; nuclear-transcribed mRNA catabolic process. NCBI's taxonomy places the organism in Eukaryota, Oomycota, Peronosporomycetes, Peronosporales, Peronosporaceae. Gene Ontology annotation, cellular component: Lsm1-7-Pat1 complex; catalytic step 2 spliceosome; U6 snRNP. The transcript has a single exon. Gene Ontology annotation, molecular function: RNA binding. The coding region runs from base 1 to 321 and encodes 106 amino acids. The record is from RefSeq and is a predicted model, not a curated record.